AUGGGCUUUGUGGGUCUCGUUCAAUUUUCCCUUCAAUGCUUUGAUGUUCUUGCAUGGCUUCUACUUUCUCUGGUGUAUCCUAUGGCGAUUGAGGCCAAUUCGGUUUCAGAUUUUCGGAAGUUGAAUACUUAUUGGGUUGUCUUCUCAUUGAUUCUGCUAUUUGAACAUGCAUUUAUGAAGCUCCUAAAAUGGCUCCCACUGUGGCCAUACUUUAGGCUAAUCAUUGUCUUCUGCGACAAUGUUUUUACCGAGGUGGAGAGAUAUGCACAGGAGAAAGGACCUGAGGCUCUAGAAAAAGUUGUUGCUUCCAAAUCUGAGAGAACAAAGUCAAAUCCCAAUGCGAAAGAGUUCAAAGCAGUUUCAUCUCUGGAGAGUAAAGAGGUUAGUCAGGCAGAGCCUAAUCUCACUGGAACUGAAAACAGCAGAUUUCCCAGUACGGAUAUUAAAGAAAAGGCCAUUGGGAUUGCAUCAGAGAUAGAAGUUCUGAACAUUCCACCUUUAGAGAAGGUUCAGGAGUGGACAAGUGCAGUCAGUCAGGUAACGACCCAAAGUGAUACAUCUUUUAACUCCUACCCGGACGGUAAAGUACACGAUGCUGUAUAUGAGAAACCGAAAAUAGAGAACAAGGCUGAAGCUAAGCUCUCUCAGAUGGAAACCGGUACAUUUGCGACCAGGGAGACUCGUUAUGAAAAAGAACAAAGCAAAGUUAGCAGUAUGCAUGGCCUCAGCCCAAUGGGCAAGAGGCAUGGAAGCAUGGACCAACAAGGUAAGCCCAGUAUGCAUGGCCUCAGCCCACAACCCUAA
Molecule: messenger RNA, 804 nt
Organism: Prunus armeniaca (apricot)
Lineage: Eukaryota; Viridiplantae; Streptophyta; Magnoliopsida; Rosales; Rosaceae
Source: the annotation of a GenBank genome assembly